Fukomys damarensis (Damara mole-rat) is the source of this 2345-nucleotide messenger RNA. It is a transcript of the gene Eif4h, whose product is annotated as eukaryotic translation initiation factor 4H. Bases 82 to 828 code for a protein of 248 amino acids. The record is from RefSeq and is a predicted model, not a curated record. The transcript is spliced from 7 exons. Gene Ontology annotation, molecular function: RNA binding. NCBI's taxonomy places the organism in Eukaryota, Metazoa, Chordata, Mammalia, Rodentia, Bathyergidae.
GCCCCGGAGGCGGGGCUGGGAGAGUUAUAUUGCUGGGUCCUUCCUUGCUCAGCCUGGUUCCUCUCGGAGCGGAGACGGCAAAUGGCGGACUUCGAUACCUACGACGAUCGGGCCUACAGCAGCUUCGGCGGCGGCAGAGGGUCCCGUGGCAGUGCUGGUGGCCAUGGUUCCCGUAGCCAGAAGGAGCUGCCCACAGAGCCCCCAUACACAGCCUAUGUAGGAAACCUCCCUUUUAAUACAGUUCAGGGCGACAUAGACGCUAUCUUUAAGGAUCUCAGCAUAAGGAGUGUACGGCUAGUCAGAGACAAAGACACAGACAAGUUUAAAGGAUUCUGCUAUGUAGAAUUCGAUGAAGUGGACUCCCUGAAGGAAGCCCUGACCUACGAUGGUGCACUGUUGGGUGAUCGAUCACUUCGUGUGGACAUUGCAGAAGGCAGAAAACAAGAUAAAGGUGGCUUUGGAUUCAGGAAAGGUGGACCAGAUGACAGAGGAAUGGGUGGCUCUCGAGAAUCUAGAGGUGGCUGGGAUUCCCGGGAUGACUUCAAUUCUGGUUACAGGGAUGACUUCCUAGGAGGCCGAGGAGGCAGCCGCCCAGGGGACCGGCGAGCAGGCCCUCCCAUGGGGAGUCGCUUCCGAGACCCACCCCCACUGCGCGGCUCCAACAUGGACUUCCGAGAACCCACAGAAGAGGAAAGAGCACAGAGACCACGGCUCCAGCUCAAACCUCGGACAGUGGCAACACCCCUCAACCAAGUAGCCAACCCCAACUCUGCUAUCUUCGGGGGAGCCCGGCCCAGAGAGGAAGUCGUUAAUAAGGAGCAAGAAUGAGCGUGCAGUGGGGAAUGGGGUGUGGGGAAUUAGAGCAAAACCACAGCCUGAGGGCCCUGGACCGGCUGCCCUGCAGUCACCAUUCCUGCGCCUGACACUGUCCUUCCUUACAGUGGAAACACAGAGCUUGUGAAUGCAUGUCAGCUGUUAACAAGUGGUUUUUAGUACAUCCUUGGCUUUGCUGUAUCUAUCUAGUGCCUGUUUCGUGCCCCCCCUUCUCUGUCCUCAUUUUCCUCUGUCCUUCCUCCCUCUUGCUCCCGUGUCUUCACACCACACGGUGUCCAGAGGAGGAGUGAGGGCCGCCACGUGGGAGGGGCGGGCCCAGGUGCUGCUUGCUUUGGUUCUCCUUUGCCUUCUCUCUCUCUCUCUCUCUUUUUUUUUUUUUUUUUCCCUACAUGGGCCAGACUUGAUUUUUCUCAGUGCUUCUAUUCUGACCCGCAUGCUGAGUUCUGUGUUGCUGUAGCUUCCGGGACAAAGCGGAAAUUGCUGGCAAGUCGGCCAGCACCUUGUUUGUAUCCAGCUGUGAUCAGCAUGCAGAAUUGGAAACAAGGGAAAAUUCCUGUUGAGCCUUGCAGCUUCCUCCCUCUCUGUGGUCCUUCUAGGGUGUCCUGUUGCCAUCAGCUGUCCCUGGGGACUGGACAGGCAGAGUAGGUGCGAGGCUCUGGGGAAGAGUGACAGGUGUGUUGGUGGUGCUCCUCACCUGUUAACCAAGGGCUCUGUGUGUUCAUGCAGCUUGCUGUGUUCUCCCAAGACUGUCCAGAUAGCUCCCUGCUCCGGAGGCAUCAUGGGAUCUCCUGUGCUGUCUGGUGUGGCUGCCCAGUGGCUCUUGUCAUUUCCCCGGGGCUUGGGUGCUAUGCGGACUGGGUGGUGGUACUGCUACACUGGGCUGACACAGUGGUGCGGUAUCCGUUUGUCUGGUGUCUUCCCCCCUGCAUCUCUUCUCCCAGAAGUAACCUAACGAGAUUGCAUCCGACUGCCCCAUGAACCCAUAGUGGAAAUGGCCUCGAAACUGGCACUUUAUUUCCCAUGAGGAUUGGAGGUUUUCCCAUGCUGAGCUGUCCAGACCCUCUGACUACAGAAGACCAUGGAUGAUGGCUGGCCCCCUUGUCUCUGGGACGGUCUUGCUCAUGUGCAGUGGUUGGUGCUCCCCCGGGGAGGUGUUGGGCAGCAGCUUUUGAGCUCAGAUGCCUGUGUGUGAGCAGAUGGGAAACUCUUUAGUGUCUGAGUCUCAGUCUGUCCCGGUGGGAAGGGACCCGGUCAGAAAGGCUGGAAGGCCAAGGGGACAGCAGUGCAUUUGUUUGGCUCAAGGUUCCCCGCUAGCCGUCAUUCUUAGCCCCUCUGAUUUGUCUCUGUUGCAAGGUCUCAGCAACUUACAGAACUCGCACCUCUCCCCUCUGCCUAUCAUCUUCCUCUGCCUCUGAGAUAAGAACCAUUUGUGUAACACCAACACCUAACUUAAGAAAGACAUGCAUUAUGUGGUUGUAACAAACCCGAUGCUUUGAGAUGACCCAUACACA